This is a messenger RNA of Drosophila persimilis, 1444 nucleotides long. RefSeq names its product cell cycle negative regulator roughex. The record is from RefSeq and is a predicted model, not a curated record. Lineage: Eukaryota; Metazoa; Arthropoda; Insecta; Diptera; Drosophilidae. The transcript has 2 exons. The coding region runs from base 59 to 1078 and encodes 339 amino acids.
UAUUUUGAGAAGCCUGGUAUAAAUCUGUUUUUUUUUUACGAAUUCGUACAACGGCAGAAUGGACCCAAACGGCAGCAACCAGACAGCGGUUCAGCCAUCAGCAAGCGAGAUUGUGCAGAACUUCAUCGUGGGCGUGGACACUGGGCUUGUGCGUGCAGAUCUAGCCGAUGACUGCAUGCUCAGCCUUUUCGGGCGCCAAAUUAGGGGCGUCGUGGCUGUGACGGGCUUCAUCCGCACCCAGAUAUUUAACCGCUUCAAGCACAUUGGCUUUGAAGACGCCCGCCCCUGCACUCCAUCGAAGGAGGUAUUCAUUAAGGAGUGGUUUGGUCCAACUUUCGAGCGAGUGCGCCGCCGGAUGCACGAGCAGAAGGAACGAGAACGCGCCAUUUCGGAGGGACGGCGCAUUGCGGUGGGCGAUUCGGAAGGGGAGGAGGAGGCGCUGUCACGCAGUUCCCCCCAUCUCGCUACACCACCACGUCCGGCCAUCAGACCCGCCAUGGAUAUGCUGCAGUACGUCGAGGCCAGGGGUGUGAUGGAGGACGUCGAGGGGAACAGAAAUGACGGCGGCAUUCAGCUGUACGACACGCAGCACGUCCUGUUGACGCUGGGAUAUCGUCAAACUGCGACGGCCAGCAUUAGCCUGCGCGACAUUGAAGUCUGCCUGGCCAUUUACGAGGACUACCGCACAUUUCCACGACAACGCCAACGCGGAUCUGUUGCCAUCUCAAGCAAUCCCCUGACAGAUGACGAGGCCGAAGAACCAGCCAGCAGCCAUCCGCUUAGCCAUCUGCGCAGUGUGCGGCGUACUCUCUUCGCUAGGGCUGAGAGCGAGGAGCCGGAGCAAAACCCAUUGGAGGAUUCAGUCGAGCCCGUUCCGGUGGAGCCCUCUCCCUCCAGCUCGCAGUCCCAGUGCGAGUCCCAGGACCAAGUGCCACGAAUCCCGCCGCCGCCUGCUAGAGAUGGCACAGGAGAAAUGCCCGCCAGUUCCAGUGCUGGAUACACAACACGCAAGCGCCAGCAGCAGCGUGAAACCGAGGUGGCGCCCAAGCGACCGGGACGCUACGGCCUGCGCUUCUAGGACCAAUGUUUAGGUCCAUUAAUCAGCUUUUCAGUUAAGUUUAUUAUGUAUUAGUUUCAGUUUUAGAACCCGAUAGCACAAUUUGUAAAUUAGUCUAUGAAAUUCGCCCUUAUAUAUCGGCAUUUUUGUAUGCUAUGCAUACGAAAUCCCAUCCCACACCCCAAACACAUUCACCCAACACACCCGCGCCCACCGUUUAGGCAAGGCAAGAGUAUUCUAGAUGCUAAAGACUGAUUCCACUUAUUUGGGCAACACACUCCCCUAUUCCCUAAACUCCCAACCCACUAUUCUCAAUUCCACAAUUAUGUACUGUGUUUACAUAAAUUUUAUAUUAUAAACUUAUUUAUUGAAUUUCGAUGUUAUAAA